This is a messenger RNA of Penicillium expansum, 1248 nucleotides long. RefSeq lists its product as uncharacterized. The transcript has a single exon. The record is from RefSeq and is a predicted model, not a curated record. Lineage: Eukaryota; Fungi; Ascomycota; Eurotiomycetes; Eurotiales; Aspergillaceae. The coding region runs from base 1 to 1248 and encodes 415 amino acids.
AUGGCUUCACCAUCGAAAGGCGCUGCUGUCACCGCUGCAUCUAUCGCUUCUAGCGCCGCAGAAACUGUUGCACAGUCGUCGGCGGCUGCCGAGACCAGCAGUGAAACAUCUACGACCCAACCUACUACAUCUUCAACCUCAACGACCACUUCGUCUACGGCUGCUCCCACCACCACUUCGAGUGAACCGACUACCACCAGUACUACCACGAGCAGUACUAGUACUAGUACUAGUAGCACGUCCACGACUCAGCCUACCACGUCGACCACCGAGCCUACGUCUACUUCGUCCACUACCACGUCCACUUCUUCCACUUCUUCCACUUCUUCCACGACAACCGCCCCGUCCACCACCUCGAGUGCUCAGGAGGUCACGAUUACAUCGACACAGGGAACUACCGUAGUUGUUAUCACGUCCACCCAAAUAGCGGCUAAUACCGGUGCCACGUCCGUCACCUCUUCUAGCGCAACCGAUUCGGCCGCGCUCGCAACCUCCACUUCAGCAGCAAGCUCCGGCGGUCUUUCUCCUAGCGGCACAAUCGCCGUGGCAGUCGUUGUCCCGGUUGUCUCAGUAGCAGUGAUCAUCUUGGCACUUCUCUUCUUCUGGCGUAAGCGCAAGGCGACUAAGGCGGCCGAGGAGGAGCGCCGUAAGGAAGUGGAGGAGUACGGAUUCAACCCAAACAACGACCCAACCCUCCCCGGCGUUGGAGGCGUUGUGAUCCCCAAGGACAACGAAUCCUCCGGCUACCGCGGCUGGGGAACCACCUCAGCCGGGCGCAAGGCGUCCACCAACCUCUCUAGUGGAGUGGGUGGCCUAGCCAUGUCGGAAGGAAGCGGCCCCGGUUAUCACCACGGCCCAACACCCAGCGAUGGCACCGUUCAAUACUCCGAUGGCACCCGACCCGACUCUGGCGAGAUUGUUGAACCCAUCGGCGUGCUGGGUGCUGUCCCAGUGGCUGCGAACAACCGCAACGGUGACAUCCACCGCGGUCCCUCCAAUGCAUCCUCUGCUUACUCCGCAGCCAACCGUUCUGAUGCAUCGGAGGAAAGCCAUAUGUCUGCUGUUCACCCCUCAGCUGGCUACUACGGUGAGAACCCGUACUACGGCGACAUCAACACCCACGGCGCAUACGGCGGCGAGGACUACCAGCCCGUAAUCCGCGACGUCCAGGCGCGCCGUAAUACUCGCAUUGAGAACCCUGGUGUCUAUCCCCGACAGGGGAAUGCCGGUAUCGCGCAGAACUUCUGA